Molecule: messenger RNA, 612 nt
Organism: Penicillium egyptiacum
Lineage: Eukaryota; Fungi; Ascomycota; Eurotiomycetes; Eurotiales; Aspergillaceae
Source: the annotation of a GenBank genome assembly
AUGGAUCUCCUCCAACAAGAAAAAGAAGCCACACAGUUACUGCAAAGACUAGCUGCCUCGCGUCGGGAACUCCCUAUGGUCCAAGUCUCUAACCCGGACCAAUUCAAGUUCGACACCCCGGAUGGAGAAAAGAGUCUGACAGACCUGUUUGACGGCCGCAAGCAACUGAUAAUCUAUCACUUCAUGCUCGGCCCCGGUGAACAUCGCGGGUGUGUGGGAUGUUCCUUUUGCAUGGAUCAUGUUCCAAACCUCGGCCAUCUACGGAGCCGCGACACCUCCUUUGUGGCUGUCGCGACUGCGCCGGUAUCUGAGAUCAGUACGUACAAAGAGCAGAUGGGAUGGAAGUUCCCUUUUUACAGCUCUGCCAAAACUCAUCGGGCGUGGAAGGAAGCCGAAGGAAAGGGUGAGACUAUUACUUGGAAGCCUGGAAAUGGGUAUUUCGGUUUGAGCGUUUUCAGAAAACAUGACGAUUGCGUGUUUCAUACCUAUGAUACUACAUCCCGGGGGAUGGAAAGUAUCCUGUCGACAUACCAUCUGUUGGAUAUGACGCCUAUGGGUCGGCAGGAGGUUGGGAAUGGGAUGAGCAAUUUUAGGCUUCAUGAUGAAUACUGA